AUGAGAGGUUUUCUUACAACCGCCGGAUGCCUUGCAUCGCUGGCUGCGCUUGUCAGCGAGACCAUCGCUCUUCCAGUCCAGGAUGCGCCAUUGAGAGUUGAGUGGCGAACCCUGUCAAGUGCCGCAAAGGCAGACUAUAUCAGCGCAGUAAAAUGCUUGGAUGGGUUGCCGUCAAAGAUUGGUCUCGAGACAUCGCUUUACAACGACUUUCCCUAUGUCCACGCGCUGCUCAACAACGAAAUUCACUUUGUGGCUCAGUUCCUCCCCUGGCAUCGGUACUUCGUGUACGUCUACGAGAAGGCCUUGAGGGAUGAAUGCAAGUACACAGGUCCAAUGACCUACUGGGACUGGACACUUGACUCAGACGACAUGUCCAAGAGCCCCGUCUUCUCCAACGACACAACCUCCGGGUUGGGGGGAAACGGCCUAAACGGCGGGUGGGUGGCACCGACGAGACCAAACCCGCUGACCAUGUGCGUGCUUGACGGGGCUUUUGCCAACUUCACCGUGUCGUACUACACAACGAAUGCGCUCUCGCAUUGUCUGAACCGCGGAUUCAACGACGGCGUCGGGGUCAACGCCGGUCGUUACCAAGGCGGCUUGUACUCGCCCGCAAAAGUAUCGGGCAUCGUCGAGAACUCCGGCAACUUUUCCACAUUCGCGACUGCCCUGGAGAAUGGGCCUCACGGUGCGAUUCAUUCAGCUGUGGGCGGAGACUUGUUUCCCUCGACAUCUCCAAACGCCACUCUCAUCAGUGAUUUUGGGAAUUACCCUCCAAGGAACCGGAACAUCAAGAUGAUUUGCUCCCCUUGUCAUCUCGUCCUCGGGGCACAGAAAGACUACGCUUUGGUUAGCAGCAAGAUAAACGGGGAAAACCCAUUGGAGCCACAUCACCGCGAUUGCGGGAGUCUCACGGCCUCCGUGGACGCCGGUUGUUACAUAUGCAAUCGACUCUGGGCUACCCUGGACACGGAUGAGCGACAAAAAGUGAGACAGUCGAGUAUCGAGCCAGCGGGACAAGAGUCUGCAGACUUCGUCAACUCAACCCUCACCUCGGUGUUUCUGGACGACGGCGCAGCAUUUGCUUAUCCCAGCGCACUUCUACUACAGAUAGCUUUUGACCGAAGCAAGGUCGUUCAAUUGGAAAGAAACCCCAGCAAAGGAUUCAUGCGGGCUUCUAUCCUGCUUCUUCCACAAGAUUCCUACGCACCCCAAUACAAAAUCGCAUCGCACUCCCACACUACAAGGUCCGACAGCACUUUCCAUGUUGCGCAGAAAUGGAUUGCAGAAUGCCUGGCCGAACACUCGCACUGCGGUGCCAAAGCAUCUACAAUUACGCAGUGGUGUCCCAGUCGCCUUCUCGAUACUGGACCACUGGAUCAGGAGAGCUUCAGCUGUCGACUGGUGCUCCCGAACAUCACACCUAUUCAAGGUCCAUACACGACACUUAGCCAUUGCUGGGGUAUAACCGAGUCUUUCAAUCUGACAUUGAACAACUACGCCCAACUACUACAGGACAUACCUCUCGAUACCCUUCCGCAGUUAUUUCGUGAUGCCGUUGAAAUUACCCGCCGUCUCAAUAUCCGGUACCUGUGGAUCGACUCGCUUUGCAUCAUACAACAGGGCGACGACCUCGCUGACUGGAGACAUGAGUCAACGCACAUGGACAAGAUAUACUCGCGUUCCUUUUGCAAUAUUGCAGCGGCCGAUGCACCAGACGCGCAUUAUUCUAUGUUCUGCAGCCGUAAUCCGGAUGCUCAGUGUGCACAAACUCUAUACCUCCCCGUCGGUUCUCAGAGUACGCGAUUCUUAGUGUUGGACUACAAUCUUUGGAGAACAGAGGUCUCCAACGCAGUGAUCAACACAAGAGCCUGGGUUCUCCAGGAGAGACUACUUUCUCCGAGGGUGCUGUACUUUGGCCAACGACAGAUCCUGUGGGAAUGCCAACAAAAGGAGGCCGCCGAGAUUUAUCCAGAAGCAAUGCUCAUCGACCUAUCCCGGUUUCCGAGCCGAUUCAAGGGCUUUAGCUACAAUCAGAUCGGGUGGAAGCCCCAGGGCCAUGGCGAUCUCUCAAAAUACCAAUACUGGUGCAACAUUGUGAACGCCUACACAAGGGCUAAGCUGACGUUUCCCGGGGAUAAGCUGAUUGCCCUUUCGGCUGUUGCAAAGACGGCGAGAGACUUACUCGGAGAUGAUUAUGUCGCGGGGAUGUGGCGACGCUAUCUGGAGCGAGAACUCAUGUGGUCCGUCGCCGUUGGACAGACGCAAGCCAGGCCAUCGGUCUACCGGGCCCCUAGCUGGUCGUGGGCGGCAGUAGAUGGACAUGUGACUCCGGGUAUCAUGGACAUUGAAGCGGUGGAGAUGCUGAUUGAGGUGCAGAAUCUGCAUCUUGACUACGUGACGAGCGAUACAACGGGCCUGGUCAGCGGCGGAUGGCUGCAGCUCUGGGGUGUACUCAAGAAGCUCGAGCUUCUUCCCGACAUCUCGCUCAGCAGUCAUGACAACAACCACGACUUUUUGAAAAUGGUUGUCAACGGUGUUCCCGUCAGUGUCCGCGCAGAUUCUGUCAUGAAGGAAUAUCAGCCGCAUGUGGCGCUUGAUACCAGCCAGGAGUGGACCGGUAUGCAAAACCUUCAACCAGACUUGUUCUGCAUGCCGGCGAGGAAAAGACCAGACGAUCAUGGAAGUAUCUACGUGCUAUUGCUGGAGCUCCAAGACAGGAAAGAAGGUGUCUUCCGUCGAGUUGGAAUUGCCCGUGGUUGGGGCAAGGAUGUGAGGGCGAACUUCCUCGCGCGCAAUGGAGAAGAGGAAACCUUGCCAUGCGUCACGUACAAACAUGGUCGACACUUGGUGCGGAUCAUUUAG
Molecule: messenger RNA, 2865 nt
Organism: Colletotrichum orchidophilum
Lineage: Eukaryota; Fungi; Ascomycota; Sordariomycetes; Glomerellales; Glomerellaceae
Exons: 4
Coding region: 1-2865 (954 amino acids)
Molecular function (GO): oxidoreductase activity
Source: RefSeq, a predicted model, not a curated record